AUGGAGGACGGCAUGAUCUCGCCGUUACUUCGCUCGGACAGUCGCUUGGGUCCCAUCCUCCCGUCGCAUCACGUUCCCUGCGAUGAGAGCACGUCGCACGUGUCGCAUCAUCCCGUGCGACUAGCAUCGCUCGACGUUUUCCGUGGAAUGGGCAUCGUCGCCAUGAUAGUGGCACUGGACGUGGGUUCCGAGGUGCCAUGUGUGGGAGUGUCUCCCUGGGACGGGCUGCAGCUAGGAGACCUCGUUGCGCCCUUCUUCCUCUUCGCCUCGGGCGUUGCAGCGGCGCUCACGUUCAGAGCCGUCCACAGCCGCACGGCGGCCGUGCAUAAGAUUCUUAGACGCGCCUGCUGCCUCUUUCUUCUUGGCCUCUUCCUUGAAGGUGGUUUCCUGCACAGAACAGGGGACCUGAGUUUCGGCAUCAGUCUGACGCGCAUGCGCAUCUGUGGCACGCUGCAGCGCAUAGCCGUGGCCUACGCCGUGGUAGCCCUGGCGCAGGUGCUGCUGUCCAAGCCUAAGGAUAGCUACACAGAGGGAUACGGGGAGGGGCUGUCCGGCCUGUUAUCCUUCUCCCUCCUCACCUGGCAGGCAUCUCUCAUGCUAGCUGCGAUCUACCUCGCGCUCACCUUCCUCCUCUUCGUGCCUGACUGGACCUUCACUCCCCCCACCUCCUCCGCCUUCCUCUCUGCUGUCAACACGACCUUCCUUCCCCACGCUGGGUCACCUGUCAGCAGCACGUCUCGAGACCUACUGGUGGUGUGCUCUCGCACUGGAGACCUCUCCCCAGCCUGCAGUGCUGCGGGCUACAUUGACCGACUGCUUCUCACCACCAAUCACCUCCUCGCCUCGCCUCCCUACAUCCACCUGCCUAUGUGCGGUGUGCCCUCCACUCCCCUUUCGCCGCCUUCACUCCUCGCCCUCCCAUCCUCUGGCGACCAGGCGCCCCCUGUGUGGUGCUCUGCGCCGUUUGAGCCCAUGGGGCUGCUCAGCACGCUGGGCGCCACGCUCACAGCCUUCAUGGGCUUGCACCUGGGCCACAUCAUCACCAGCUUUCAGAGCCAUGCAGCGCGCAUCAUCAACUGCCUCCUCUUCGCUGCUCUCCUCGUGGCAGCUGGUUUCCUCCUCCAGUUUCCCUUCUCCUUCUCCCUCCACCACGCCAUCCCCCAUGCAAACAUCCCCGAGUGGCUUGACAUAUCCUACCCUGGUCUGCCUUUCAAUGCUCAGCUGUACUCACUAAGCUAUGUCCUGAUAACAGCAGGAGCUGCCGCACUCCUUUUCGCCCUCAUCUACCUUUUUGUGGAUGCGGCAGGGGUGUGUUUCUACACGCUGCUCUUUGAGUGGAUGGGCCGCAACUCCCUCUUCCUCUUCCUUGCUUGUGCCACUCCUCUCCUCUCCUCCAUCGCUGCUGGCUUCUACUGGGAGGACCCACAUGAAAAUCUCGUGUCACUUCUACAUAAUCUGCUGCUAUGGGCAGGCCACGACCCCAAAACAGCAGCCAUCAUAACGGCUGCACCUUCCCUCGUGGUGCUCUGUUCUGUGCUCUUCGGCAUUGUCAGCCGACAUAGUCUGCAAAGGACGUGGCAAGGUCCUGUCAGACUCAUGGCAGCGUUCCUCGUCAUCACUCUCAUCUUCUUCGCGCUCGGCUUCCUAGGAUGCGUUCUCGUUAGGGUCCUCUACGAUAAAGGCCCUUCAACGAACCUGCUGCAUGUCACGCUGGUCAUCACGGCAACCGUCUGCUGCUGGCUCUCGUGGGCGAUUGUGUACAUGGCACAGAUGCAUCCUCUUGUGGUGCCUAUACUCAAGGCGGAAGGAGAAUAA
Molecule: messenger RNA, 1815 nt
Organism: Closterium sp. Yama58-4
Lineage: Eukaryota; Viridiplantae; Streptophyta; Zygnematophyceae; Desmidiales; Closteriaceae
Source: the annotation of a GenBank genome assembly